GCGAACACGCUUAUAAUGAAUUGACGCUUACAGCAAAGUGAAUUUCAUUCCCCAAGUCUCUAUUUCAUGUUGUAAACUUGACGGAUAUAACGAAUUACGCUUUUAACAAAGUACUAUUGCCCGUCCCUGGGACUUCGUUAUAAGCGUGUUUUACUGUAAUACAAUAAAUACAAAAAUCUCACAAACUUUUAGAAAGUAUUAGAUUUAGGAAGCAUGAUCUCCAUAUGAGUUGUUUAAGUUUACAAAUUUUAAUCCUUUUUUCCAUUAUUAUUUAUUUACAAUGCGUUUCUAAGGUACUUGUUAUGAGUAACCUGAAUUGUAAUGCCAUGAACAACCAGGUACAAUAGAGAUACGAUGCCCACAAACCUUUGUUUUGUAAACUGAGCUUGUAUAAUGUUUUUGGCUACGUCGGUUGUUUACUAAGUAUUAAUAUUCGUUAACACUUCAUUUGAUUUAGAUUUUUUUAUCAUUUGCAAGUUACCUAUCUUUUCAGUUUGAUAGUUUAAUAUUAUCUAAUGUUUUCAAAGUCUCAUUUAUUUUAAAUAUGGAACUUUGUAUCUGGCAAUUGUGUUUACAAAACAGGAUGUUUUUAAUAUAACAAAUAGUAUUAUGCUUUGUAUAUUUUGCCUAAAACUUUACAGUAUGACAUUUGAUAGUUUUCUGUCUUUUUAAAUGUAUGGCAUUGCACCUUUUUAUCCAUUAUAAAAAUUUUAAGAUAAGAAUUUGAACAUUUUAAUUACAUCAAAAUGUUAUCACGCCCAAUGGAUACGGGUGAAGUUUUAUGAUUUAAUCUUGAUACGUUGAUGAUGAGUCAAGAGCUGCUUUAUGUUUAAAACCAGUCAUUAUGUCAAAGUCGGCUUUUUUUAACGGAACGCUACAUUUAUGUAAAUCUGUGAUGCAAAUUUGAUAAAUGCCUGAUUAUUUUUGAAAGGUUCUGUAGAGUAAAAGAAAUCAAUGAUUUAAUUAUCUUUCCCUGGGUCUCAUUUGUUUUAGCUCACCUGAGCUGAAAGCUGAUAUGCUUUGGAAAAAAAAUUGACAAAAAACUAAGAUUCAUUUGGCACUUCGCAUAUGGGUAAAGUCUUGCAUCUUGACUGGUCCAUUCUUAGGUUCGUAUAAAUAAAUGUAUUAUAGCAUACAAUUAACAGGGAUAUUAUACCAAGUCAUGGCUGCCGUACAUCUGUUUACAAAAUUCAUGGUAUGGCUAACGAUUUAAUCCUAGUGCUUGAUAUAGGAUGUGGGCAAGACAAUAACAAACUGUCAACCAUCUCAUAAAUCCAUAAAACGAAAUACAAAUUCAAAACAGAGCAACACGGACCUCUAAAAAGAUAGAAGUAGGAUAAGGUGCCUAGGAGGAGUGAGCAUCCUCUGUUGACAAGUCACACCCGCCGCUUUGUCACAAUCGAGCAUGUCAUCGAGGUAAAUGUUAAAAUCGGGAAAAUGUCAUUAUAGGAAAAAAAACGAAACGUUGAUGAUUUGGUCUGUUUGCGAUGGUCAAAAUACCAACAUGGAGCAAACACGGACCUCCAUUUAUCUAAUCACUUGAUUAUUUGUUUGUGAUCAUGCAUGCGAAGAAAAAGCUGUCAUUUCCAAAAAUAGAAACCUGUCGGUCGCCUGACUUGACUUUUGUAUGACACAUUUCGGAGAUUUACAUAGGCAGGUCAAUGAUAAAGUGAAGGUGUAUACAAACACACACAGCUAAUCAUCACACCUGUGGUGCGUUUUCAGAUUAUAAACAGAUUUUCAUGAUUGAUGUACUAGCUGUUCGAAGAUGGGACAAAUUUUGCAAUAUUUCUCGAGUGAACCACCAGUGUGUAAAACUGAAGAGGAUUUACUAAAUUACGCUUGGAAGUCAGUGCGAUUAAAAUGUGUCGACACUCUUGUUAAAAAUGAAGUUACCUUGAAGAUGCGAGGAAUGUAUGGAUGUUCCGAGAACAAUGGAAUAAAGGUCCUCAAAGAAUAUACUCCCUUAGUUAUAGCAUGCAUGUAUAGGGAUUUGAAACUGGCCACUAAACUUAUAAAACUUGGGGCAGAUGUUAACCUAUGUCCCCAGGAAAACCGAUUUGCGUCUGAAGAGGGCGUUCCACCAUUGUAUUAUGCAACAAAUGCGCGAGAUGCUGAGAUGGUUAAAUUAUUGUUCAAUUCAGGGGCGGAUGUAAAUGGUCUCAAAGGUCGUCCACAGUGUUUGAACCUCCAGGAACCAGUAAACGAACUAUACAGUAUCUUUGAUAUCAACCGAGGAACUUAUUCCAGGUCUGCUAAAAGCUGUAGACGACCGCAAGCGUCUCUUCGAGAUCUCGUGGAACUUUAUCUAGAGGCCGGGGCAAAGUUAAACACCACACGAUGGGGGCCUUGUCUGUUUUACGGGAGAGGGAGAGUCUUUAAGGCCAACCGCCCAACGACUUUAAAUAUUCCUGGACCAUAUUUUAAAUGUGACACGGCAAUCCUACUUCUACAGCACGGUGUGGAUCCAAACAUGUAUAACCUCAGUGAUGUUUGGUUCCAGUUCAGUGGACACAAUUGUUUUCGCUCGAAUAAUGAUUGUGUACAGUUUAGUACUUUAUUGGAAACGUUUUUAGGGGCUGGGUAUCAUUUAACUAGCGCCGACAUAAACAAUCUAUUCAUCAGAGAAAACCUGAAACGUAUUGACGUUAAUGUUGAAGAACCCGUCAGCUUGAAACAGAUGUGUAGGUCAGCAAUAAGAGAACGUUUAAGGAAAAGUUCUAAAGAUACAACAAUAUUUCCAGCUAUUGAUACCUUACACAUUCCAUCCCAGCUGAAGGAUUAUUUAAAACUCCGCGAUAUCAUCGACAUUUGUAGCUCAUCUAUCCAUUGUAGAGCUAAUUUUUGAAAACGCAAUGCAAUUUGUUUCUUAUUUCAAAAGGCGUAAAUAAAUAUCUCGUACCUGAGAUUUUAUUGGAUUUCUUAAAGUUACAGUAGUCAGUGACUUGAUUUAGUUUUUAAAACAUUCCUCGUUGCAGUUUGUAGUUGAAAUCCAUACCAUUUACAUGUAACAAUUUGUAAAAUCAAAAUAUCUCUGAAAGAAAAAAGACUGAAAGGAUAUAGAAAAAUGGUGAUGUCACAAACGUUGAACGCUGUUAAGUGCAACUUCAAAAGCUACAAUUAAAGAUCACGUUUGUGGCUGUUACAGUGGCUCUUCAAUUAAUUUGAAAUUACCCAUUUGAUAAUACAGUAAUUUUUAUGUAUAAUUCACAUUUGCAGACAACGCUUGUUAUUCAGUUUUUAUGCACACACCGCUGCAGUUAUGGGACUUUAUCUUUCAAAAAAUAAGGAUCCAAUGCUUAAAA
Magallana angulata is the source of this 3305-nucleotide messenger RNA. RefSeq lists its product as uncharacterized. NCBI's taxonomy places the organism in Eukaryota, Metazoa, Mollusca, Bivalvia, Ostreida, Ostreidae. Gene Ontology annotation, molecular function: protein binding. The coding region runs from base 1769 to 2848 and encodes 359 amino acids. The record is from RefSeq and is a predicted model, not a curated record. Gene Ontology annotation, biological process: intracellular signal transduction. The transcript is spliced from 6 exons.